CGCUGUCCACUACUUUGUACAGUCGCGCAUCGGACGCAGCGGCGAUUGUGCGCGUGAUUACGCCGCGAUGCUCGUUAUUAUUAUUACGAUACUUGCCGUGCUGCUCGCCGGUUACAUAAUCAAAUCGUUCAAAAAGCCGCCUAAAUUCCCUCCAGGUCCAAAAUGGUAUCCUGUCGUAGGUUGCACCAAAAUAGUAAACGAAAUGUCUCGACAAUAUGGUUGUCAAUGGAAGGGCUUAUCAAAUUUGGCGAAGCAAUAUUCAACUCAAGUUCUUGGUAUAAAACUUGGUUUAGAACCGAUAGUUGUGGUUUAUGGAGAUCAUAACGUAAGAAGAGUGUUUACUGAAAAAGUAUUUGAAGGGAGACCUAACAAUUUCUUUUUACGUCUGCGUUGUUUAGGCAAAAAAAUGGGUAUCACUUUUGCCGAUGGAGAACUUUGGAAGGAGCAUAGACAAUUUACAGUGAAACAUUUAAAAAAUGUUGGCUUUGGUAAAACUGCAAUGGAGGGAGAAAUACAAAGAGAACUACAGUACAUUAUACAGUAUAUAGAUAAUCACAACAAUACACCUAUAAAUCCAAAAACAAUACUUGCAAUAUCGGUGAUGAAUAUUUUAUGGAAAUUUACGGCAGGCGAACACAUAAAUAUGGAACGUUUGAUUUUUCUGUUAGAUUUAUUGAAAGCAAGAUCUAAGGCUUUCACAAUGGCCGGCGGUUGGUUGAAUCAGUGGCCUUGGAUUAGAUUUUUGUUUCCCAAUGGUAGUGGUUAUAAUCUUAUAAGGAAGAUAAACCAACAAUUAUCUGAUAUUAUUGAAGAGGCAAUAGUAAAGCACAAAAAUGAAAGCAUUCCCGGAAACGAUUUUAUUUACAUGUUUUUAAAUAAGAUAAAAGAAAAUAGAGAAUCUUUUACUGAGGAACAAUUAAAGGUUAUAUGUCUGGACUUACUUAUAGCGGGAUCACAAACUACCAGUAAUACUUUAGAAUUUGCUAUUCUCGGGGUAUUACGAAAUAAAAUUAUUCAGGAAAAGAUUUUUAAAGAAAUACAUACUAUACUUGGAAACAAAAUGCCGUCCUGGUCAGAUUCCAACAGACUAGUGUAUACAAUGGCUUAUCUUUAUGAAAUCCAAAGAUAUUUCACAAUAGUCCCUUUAGCAGGUCCUCGACGGGUGUCGAAGGAUGUGACUAUGGAUGAUUUUUUAAUACCAAAAGAUACGACGGUACUUAUAUCCGUCGGCGAUGUACAUUUUGAUCCAGAAAUGUGGGAAGCUCCCGAUAAGUUUAUGCCUGAGAGAUUUAUUGAUGAUAAAGGGAAAUUAACGAAAACCGAGAAUAUUUAUCCGUUCGGUAUAGGACGGAGACGCUGUCCAGGCGAUGCUUUGGCAAAAUCAUUUAUAUUCAUAGUAUUUGUCGGAAUACUCCAAAAAUACCAGAUAGUAUGCAGAGAUGAUGAACUUCCGUCCGACGAGCCGAUUGUUGGUCUCAUAUCUAGUGCGCGCCCAUACACAGCGGAAUUUAGAAUGAGAAAUACAUAACUGGAAUUAAAAUGUUUGAAGUAUGCAGAGAAAUAAAUUUAUUAAAUAAAGUAUAAUUUGCAUAAAA
This is a messenger RNA of Danaus plexippus (monarch butterfly), 1595 nucleotides long. Its product is annotated as probable cytochrome P450 305a1. The record is from RefSeq and is a predicted model, not a curated record. The transcript has 8 exons. Gene Ontology annotation, cellular component: cytoplasm; intracellular membrane-bounded organelle. Gene Ontology annotation, biological process: xenobiotic metabolic process. The coding region runs from base 68 to 1528 and encodes 486 amino acids. Gene Ontology annotation, molecular function: heme binding; iron ion binding; oxidoreductase activity, acting on paired donors, with incorporation or reduction of molecular oxygen, reduced flavin or flavoprotein as one donor, and incorporation of one atom of oxygen. Lineage: Eukaryota; Metazoa; Arthropoda; Insecta; Lepidoptera; Nymphalidae.